GGGUUUCUUCCUCCGUGCACGUCCGGAAGGUGGGGUUUUGUGUUGUAGCGGACAGUUAGUCAUUCUGUGUUAAAUCAGUGGUACUUAGCAGCCCUAUGCCUCGGUAUGCACCAUUAACGCGCUUAUCAAGAUAGCAGCAAGAAAGGGGAGAGGCCAAAAUCCUGCUUUGGUGGUGUCAGUGAGUGUUUUGGGCAUAGUGACAGUGUGUGUGUGUGUGUGUGUGACGGUGUGUGUGUGUGUGACGGUGUGUGUGUGUGAGACAGAGACCAGCGAUGGCUGCCAGUAAGAAUAAGACCCAGAGUUCUCUGGCCCUGCACAAGGUCAUCAUGGUAGGCAGUGGUGGUGUGGGCAAGUCUGCACUCACACUGCAGUUCAUGUACGACGAGUUCGUAGAGGACUACGAGCCCACCAAGGCAGACAGCUACAGGAAGAAGGUAGUGCUGGAUGGAGAGGAGGUCCAGAUCGAUAUCCUGGACACGGCUGGACAGGAGGACUAUGCUGCUAUCAGAGACAACUACUUCAGGAGUGGAGAGGGCUUCCUGCUCGUCUUCUCCAUCACAGAACACGAGUCUUUCACAGCCACAGCAGAGUUCAGAGAGCAGAUCCUGCGUGUGAAAGCGGAAGAGGAUAAGAUUCCUCUGUUGGUGGUGGGGAACAAGUCUGACUUGGAGGACCGCAGACAGGUGUCUGUAGACGAGGCCCGAGCCAAGGCAGAGGAGUGGGGGGUGCAGUAUGUGGAGACAUCAGCCAAGACGCGAGCCAACGUCGACAAGGUAUUCUUUGACCUGAUGCGGGAGGUGCGGGGAAAGAAGAUGUCGGAAAACAAGGACAAAAACGGCAAGGGGAAGCACAAGAAUAAGAACAAGAAGAGUUUCAAAGAGCGAUGCUGUUUACUCUGAACGCAACAUGGACCUUUACAACACAAAACACCACAAUCUAUCGUUACGAGGAGGAACCAACUUGACCAGAAUCACAGAGCAUCCAUCCUCACGUUGAGUUGAAAUAUGUGUCUGUUAGUAUUGAAUCUGGCCAUAUUUUUAGUGCUGUUUAGCAGGUUUGGGGUCAGUUCUAUUUAAACUGUCAAUUCCAGAAGUUAACUAAUAUUCCAAUUGCAAUUUUGCUCAUUGCUUUUUAAUACAGAAAAUUGGAAUUUGGAAUUUCAGUUUACUUGUUGAAGUGAAAUGGAUUUUUUUUCCAACCCAGGUGUUUACCACAUUCUCAACCACUGUUUUUGCAUCUAAAACUUAAGCUUUGAUAGAUAUUCUGGACGUUUAUUUUUUUUAAUGGAAGGUGACCACUGUUCUGUGACAUGGACUGCAAUGCAUGACCUCUCCCCUGAUAACAACAAACCAAUUACCAAACUGCCCCAAACACUAACUUCAGUCUGCUUGGAUCUUGUUCUGUCUAUCUCAAUAUGUCUGUCCUUUAUGAUCAACAGAUGGUCAUGUCAUUUAUUUUAGUCUACAACGUGCAUGGUGAUUUUAAUCUAGAAUGGGAAUGGAUCUGUGAAUGGGGAUAGGUUCAGUCAAGGACAGAAAUGUAGCGAAACUCUAUUCAAUGCUUUUCACUGAUGUCUGUUUGUGGUAUGGACAUCAGACUAAGCUUAGUUUGUUAAUGAUUUAAAAAAGAAAUAUUUACCAGUUAGUAAGAGGGACUAGGACUGAACGUGUAAUUGUUUCCUCUACAAUAGGAUAAAGCAAUUGUCAAUCAAGAAGGCUCAUCGUCUUAGGAUUCAAAGCACAUGUGAUAUUAUUAGGGCCAGUCAGUUUACAUUGUCAGGAAAAACUCCUGGCCCUGGUCUAAGUAGGAUGGAUGUUGAAGUGUGAAUUUGUAACAGUUUACUAACCAGAGGUCCUGUGGUAAUGGACAGGCAGUGUUUCUGGAGACCCCUGCUGGCAUUCCUUGGUAAAUACAGGAACUGAAAAUGGAACUGCCCCCACAUCGAUUAGUCCUUUCGAUAUGGGUCAGUUGGCACCAUAAGAGUUGGCACCAUAACUAUCAGCCAGUCACCUUCAGUUUUGGGUUAUUAAUAUUUGUACUUAUUUUGGGUUUUAUUCAAAUGCUUUUUUUUGUAGAAAGUGCACUACAUUGUUGCCAAUACCUUAAAAAAAUAACUGUUCAGAGUUCCCAUGCUAGAGAAUGCUAAAGCAGUUUGUGCCAUCAACACAAGGAUAACAUGAUAUCGCCUACCAACUAAUCUCUAUAUAAAUAAUGUUUGUUAAUUAACUGAGUGAAUGUAUGUGCAUCAGACAACAGUUGAUACUUCUGGUUCCUUUGUGUCCGUGUGAAUGAAACCUGGGUCAUGUUAUUUGGCACCAAAUGGAAGAAAAUUGACUGAAACAGGAAGGGACUUUUUUGUUGAUGCUGAAAAACAUUGUGCCCUAAUGAACGCCACUCUGGUGAGGGACACAGUUUGUUCACUGUUAUUGUUGGAUCAGUCACUCUGUUCUGCCCUACAACAGUAAAGUAAUAUUUCCAACAACUGUCCUAACUGUUCUGCUCUUUUAUAAAAAUGUGUGUCCUCUUCUGUUGUUUUAAAGCUAGUCUACUAUUGCUAGGUUUUUCACUGUCUUCUGAACAAAAAAAUGACUUCAAAAUGUUGCCAAAUAAAUGCUUUUUUCUUAGUAA
Messenger RNA from Oncorhynchus kisutch (coho salmon), 2628 nucleotides. Its product is annotated as ras-related protein Ral-B-like. The transcript has 5 exons. NCBI's taxonomy places the organism in Eukaryota, Metazoa, Chordata, Actinopteri, Salmoniformes, Salmonidae. The record is from RefSeq and is a predicted model, not a curated record. Gene Ontology annotation, molecular function: GTP binding; GTPase activity. Bases 273 to 899 code for a protein of 208 amino acids. Gene Ontology annotation, cellular component: membrane. Gene Ontology annotation, biological process: signal transduction.